Messenger RNA from Pseudomassariella vexata, 1964 nucleotides. Its product is annotated as gamma-glutamyltransferase. Gene Ontology annotation, molecular function: glutathione gamma-glutamate hydrolase. The transcript is spliced from 2 exons. The record is from RefSeq and is a predicted model, not a curated record. Lineage: Eukaryota; Fungi; Ascomycota; Sordariomycetes; Amphisphaeriales; Pseudomassariaceae. Gene Ontology annotation, biological process: glutathione catabolic process. Gene Ontology annotation, cellular component: plasma membrane. Bases 158 to 1852 code for a protein of 564 amino acids.
CGCGGGUUGAUCAAUAUUUAAGAAAUGCCUCGCGCCUACGAUGGGUUCAUAUUUGAUAGCGUCCAUCCAGCCCCUUUAGAGCGGUUCAUCGUCAAAGCCCCACAAGCUUGCGUGCAUAGUCUCAGAGACUAGCAGCGAUUCGUGCUUAACCGCCACGAUGCUUUCCCUCCCACGCAUCGCCGCCGCCACCUGGCUCCUGCAUCUCACCUCGUUUGUGCUUGGAGCCCCUUCGUCCAGCAAUGGCGAGGAGCCCCGUCUCGGCGCCGUGUCGUCGGAGAAUUCGGUAUGCAGCCAAAUCGGCAUUGACCUGCUCAAGGCCGGCGGAAAUGCAGCAGAUGCCAUGGUCGGCACCGUCUUUUGUGUCGGCGUCGUGGCCAUGGUGCAUAGCGGCAUCGGUGGUGGCGGCUUCAUGCUUGUGCGCAGCCCCAAUGGCACGUACGAGUACAUCGAUUUCCGCGAGACGGCGCCGGCGGCUGCAUUUGAGGACAUGUACACCAAUAACACGGCGGCUAGUCUGUAUGGUGGGCUUGCCAGUGGUGUGCCCGGUGAGCUGAGGGGCUUGGAGUACCUACAUAAGCACUACGGUGUUUUGCCCUGGAAGCAAGUUAUGGCACCCGCCAUCAAAGUUGCACGCUUUGGCUUCACCGUUAACGCCGACCAAGUUCGGUACAUGACCUCGCUUUCUGACCCGAGUUUCUUGACCGAUGAUCCCAACUGGGCCAUCGACUUUGCCCCUCAUGGCUACCGUGUUCAGCUCAAUGAGACUAUGACGAGGAAGCGUUAUGCGGAUACUCUCGAAGUUAUUUCCAACGAGGGUGCUGAUGCAUUCUACACUGGCGCCAUUGCUAAUGCCACCAUUGCGGCAUUACAGGCUUCCAACGGGACCAUGACACUUGAUGACCUCAAGAACUACACUAUCGCCCUGAGGACACCGUCUAACAUCACGUACCGCGGCUAUAAGUUGACAUCCUGCGGCGCACCGGCGGGUGGAUCCGUCGCCUUAAGCGCCUUGAACAUCGUGGAACAGUAUUCAGGAUUUGCGGACCCGUCUGCCAUCAACUUGACCACACACAGACUCGACGAAGCCAUCAGAUUCGCAUACGGCCAGCGCACUGAACUGGGUGAUCCCUCCUUUAUUGAUGGAGUCUUCGAGUACCAGGACUCGAUGCUGUCUAGUGCAACAGCAAUCGAAAUCCGAUCCAAAAUCUCUGAUUAUACCACCCAGAACGUCUCAUACUAUAAUCCGGGCGGUCUGGAGAGUAUCGAUACGCCAGGAACGAGCUAUAUCGGCACGGCCGACAAAAGCGGCUUGGCCAUCAGCCUCACCACGACCAUCAACACCAUCUUCGGCUCGCGACUCAUGGUGCCAGAAACGGGCAUCAUCAUGAACAACGAGAUGAAUGACUUCUCUAUUCCGGGAUCCAGCAAUGCGUUUGGCUAUAUCCCUAGCCCGGCAAACUACGUUCGGCCCGGCAAGCGUCCACUCUCAUCCAUCUCGCCCACCAUCGCUGAGACGGCGGACGGCAAGCUCUACCUCGUGGUCGGUUCUGCAGGGGGAAGCCGAAUCAUCACGGCGACAAUUCAAAACAUUCACCACGUGCUGGACCAGAACAUGACGACUCCUCAGGCGCUUGCGCAGCCUAGACUGCAUGACCAACUUAGCCCGAAUCUGGUCACUUUCGAAUAUCCCUACGACAACAGUACCGUGGCGUACAUGAAGAGCCUAGGACAUAAUGUGAGCUGGGUUGGGCCAGGCCAGAGUACCGCGCAGGCGUUGAGGUUGUUGUCGAACGGCACAUUUGAGGCGGCAGGGGAGCCAAGACAAGUGGCUUCAGGUGGUCUUGCCGUGUGAGAGAAUAUAGAGAUGACGAUUUUCACAACAUUCCAGGGUAUCAUAACAAAAGAGUAAGAUAAAAGAGUGCUACAUACAGCCAUUCUCCAUAAUACACCAUUUGAUUUCUUCC